GAAAAACGUUUCUCACUUCUUGACACCUAACAAACUUUUCCGUCAAAUUCACAGCCACCAAUCCCCACCGUCAACAACCAUGACAACAAUCAGUCUCCGGAAAGGAAACACACGACUCCCACCGGAAGUUAACCGCGUCCUUUACGUCCGCAACCUUCCUUUCAACAUCACAAGCGAAGAAAUGUACGAUAUAUUCGGCAAAUACGGUGCAAUUCGUCAGAUCCGAAUCGGAACUAACAAAGACACUCGCGGCACUGCUUUCGUCGUUUAUGAAGAUAUCUACGAUGCUAAAACCGCCGUCGAUCAUCUCUCCGGUUUCAAUGUUGCGAAUCGGUAUCUUAUUGUUCUUUAUUAUCAACAAGCGAAGAUGAGUAAGAAAUUUGAUCAGAAGAAGAAGGAAGAUGAAAUUGCGAAGAUGCAGGAGAAAUAUGGUGUUUCUACUAAAGAUAACAAGUAGUUGAUGAUUAUAUUCACAGCUGAAAGUCCAACAUUAAAUGUUGAUACACUACAGAGUUGAGUAUUACUUCAAGAGUAGAAGAAAAUUUACAUGAUGUUUUAGACUUUAGUAAUGAAUUGUAUCAAUUCGAUUCAAUUUGGCACGUCAGCUAUAUGUAUCAAGUAUUGAAUUGCACAUGGAUUUGGCAAAGUGAGCUAUUUGUAUCAUGUAAUGAAUUGUAAAUGGUUUCUGUUGGAAUAGGAGAUAAACUAAGUUACUUGACAAAAUAUCAAACAUAUUGGGAGAUGUUUCAUAUAUUCUAACUAUUUUUAAUCUUGUGAUACA
This is a messenger RNA of Trifolium pratense (red clover), 781 nucleotides long. RefSeq names its product splicing factor 3B subunit 6-like protein. Gene Ontology annotation, molecular function: RNA binding. Gene Ontology annotation, biological process: mRNA splicing, via spliceosome. The transcript has 2 exons. Gene Ontology annotation, cellular component: catalytic step 2 spliceosome; precatalytic spliceosome; U2 snRNP. Bases 80 to 457 code for a protein of 125 amino acids. Lineage: Eukaryota; Viridiplantae; Streptophyta; Magnoliopsida; Fabales; Fabaceae. The record is from RefSeq and is a predicted model, not a curated record.